AUGGCUAUCACCGUUGCUCGGUUCCUAUCGCCCUUUCCAAUCCACUUAACCGACCUCGCUGCUUUAAUGAUAGAAUGCAUAAUUCUCAAAUCUGACGAUCGUGUCGACUCCGCGAACGAGAAAUCUUCCGAAAAGUUACAUGAAGACUCAUACAAACUCAAAAAUGGAAUCAGGUCGCCCUCCGCGGUAAAAGGAAACAAGAAGAUAGAGAGUCAGCUGACUUCUAGCGAGAUUGACGGCGAGAGCUCAUCCGAAGAGGAUACUGAGAGUUCUAACGAGAUCAAAAACAAUGGUAAGAUACUUGCGCCACCUAAGGCUAGGGUAGCAUCUACCGUGGAGAUGGGAAAGCCCAGCAAAGCAAGCCAAAAGAAGGCGCCAAGCAAAGCGCCCCCUUCAAAGAUCCAGAAGCCUGAAGCCGAAACCAAGAUCUUUGAUCCAAAAUCUUCAGAUGCAGACAUAGAUGACAAUGCAUCAGAUGGCGAGUACCCAGCACCUGCCCCGUAG
Alternaria atra is the source of this 504-nucleotide messenger RNA. RefSeq lists its product as uncharacterized. The record is from RefSeq and is a predicted model, not a curated record. Bases 1 to 504 code for a protein of 167 amino acids. The transcript has a single exon. NCBI's taxonomy places the organism in Eukaryota, Fungi, Ascomycota, Dothideomycetes, Pleosporales, Pleosporaceae.